UCUUAAUUUUGAUGUUCGUAUUCCGACGAUCAGAUCUCCAAAGCUCCUUUGAAGUUUGCAAUCGAACGGUCCAAGUAACCCUUCAGGCUUCGCAUCACCGUCCAUUUCGAUAAGAAAUUCGGAACGAGCAAGCGUGCACGAUGCAUGAUACUGGUGAUUCACACGGCACCUGAAGCACGAAGAAACAGAAAAUCAGAAUACAAAUUUGGGCAGCAGAGGGAAGCAAAAGCCAAAAGCUCCUGGAUUCGAUCAUCAUCAACAAUGUUUUCUCGAUUCUUUCAGCAUAAAUCUACACCGCAACAACGCCCACAGCAGGACGUGGUGCAAGGCAGUUUUCCGUCGGCGAAAUUUGAUCCGCGAGUUGUUCUACACUAUGGCGUUCCAUCUACCGCGUCUAUCCUCGCCUCUGAUCAAGUACAGCGUCUAUUGGCAGUGGGAACACUCGAUGGAAGGAUAAAGGUGUUUGGUGGUGACAAUAUUGAAGGGAUUCUUAUCUCUCCUAAGCAAACAUCCUUCAAGAAUUUAGAGUUCUUGGAAAAUCAAGGUUUUCUUGCUAGCGUCUCAAGUGAUAAUGAAAUACAGGUUUGGGAUUUGAAAAGCAGACAAAUUGCUUCUUCUUUGAAGUGGGAAUCCAUCAUAACUGCCUUCUCUGUUAUUUAUGGCACCAGUUACAUGUAUAUUGGAACUGAGCAUGGGAUGGUAUAUGUGUUGAUGUUCAACUCUGAUGACAGAAAAAUUCAAAUAUUACCCUAUUAUGUUCCCACAAAUAUUAUGUCCGAAGCAGUUGGGAUGUCACUUGAUCAUGUUUCGGUUGUCAAAGUUCUUCAUCAACCUUGUUCUGAUGGAAAAAGACUGCUAAUUGCAUAUGAAAAUGGUUUGAUAGUACUCUGGGAUGCUUCUGAAGAUCGAAUUGUUCUCAUCAGAGGCCAGAAGGAUGUCAAACUGAAGAGAAAAAAAGUAGUUAGUUAUCCAAAUGGCCCCAAGGUUGAGCUUUCAGAUGAUAAGUUAGAUCAUGAAGAGGAGGAUAAGGAGAUAAGCUCAGUUUCAUGGGCAUCUAAUGAUGGAUCAGUUGUUGUUGUGGGUUAUGUAGAUGGUGAUAUAAUGUUUUGGGACUUGUCAACUGCUCACUAUCCCCCAGAUCAACAAGUUAAAAAAAUGUUGAAUAAUGUUGUCAAGCUUCAAUUAUCAUCAGCUGAUAGAAAACUCCCAAUUAUUAUUUUACAUUGGUGUGCCAAUAAAUCUUUUAAUAAUAGCGAGGGAGAACUCUUUGUAUACGGUGGUGAUGAGAUUGGAUCUGAAGAAGUUCUGACAGUUCUGAGCAUUGAUUGGUCUUGUGGGAUAGAAAAUCUUAAGUGCACUGGCCGCAUUGAUGUUAAACUUCAUGGUUCUUUUGCUGAUAUGGUUUUGUUAUCUAGUGACUGCCAUACAGAGGGAGCUUCUAAUAUGCUAUUUAUAUUGACAAAUCCUGGACAACUGGAUCUUUAUUACAAUGAUUGUUUGUCUUCCAUAAUGUCUCAGCAAGAAAAGAAGACUUCAACCCCAAUGCAGUAUCCCAUUGUCAUACCCACUCUUGAACCUUACAUGACAACUGCAAGGUUUGAUGUCGUAUGUCAAGACAUGAAGUCGUUUAGAUCCCUGUUUGAGAUUCUUGUAGCUGCUAAGCAGCAUCCAAUACAAAAUCAGACUAGUAUGGAUAUAAAGUGGCCUUUGACUGGUGGUGUUCCAGGUCAGCUUUUCAAAGAAGACCAUCCUGUCAUCCAAAUAUAUAUAGCAGGUUACCAAGAUGGAUCUGUUUGGAUAUGGGAUGCCACAUAUCCUGCUUUUUCACUUCUUUACAACAUAAAAUCUGAGGUUAACGAUUUUAAAAUAGGCAAUGCAAGUGCACCAGUGUCAGCAUUGGAUUUUUGCCCUGAUACUCUACAUCUUGCCGUUGGAGAUGAAAGUGGUGUUGUUCGUCUCUAUGGGCUAAUAAGGAGUUCAGAUGACACAACUGUGCACUUCGUGACAGAAAAUGGAACUGAAGUUCAUAAUAUGCAUCAUGGGGAUGGACCUCAUUGCAAAGCUGUGUUCUCCCUUCAAAAUUCUGCUGUAUGCAGCCUACAAUUUGCAAACCUUGGAGAGAAGCUUGCUGUUGGAUAUGAACAUGGGCAGGUGGCUAUGCUUGAUAUCAGUUCAUCAUCAGUGUUGUUUCUUACCAAAACUGAAUCUGACACAUCUUCAGUAGUUGUUUCUAUGAGUGCAAAAUUUUCAGACACUUGUUGCUUAAACAGUCAUCAGGAAUCUGUAUCGGAUAUUUCUGACAAUCCUGGAUUGGGGCUAGUCUUUGUUAUGACAAAGAAUGCACGCUUCCUUGUGAUAGAUACUGUGACAGGGAAUAUGGUUUGCAGUCGGACAAUGAACCCCAAAGUAAAGUCAAAUGCAAUUUCAAUGCACAUAAUAGAUGGUAGUACUUCUGAACAAUCUGCUGAAAAACUCUCAUCCAACUUGUCUCCAAGGAGUGAAUCUGGAACGCAAGCCAACAUUCAAUCUGAAAAUGCACAAGUUGAAAUUGAAAUUGCUACUCCCGUAGAAAAUUCAUACUUUGGACAAAUAGUAUUGAACUCACUCAUUUUACUUUGUUAUGAGAGUGAAUUGAGCUUACACUCUUUAAAUUUUGUGAUUGAGGGCAGCAAUAAGUACAUACGGAAGGUGAACCUUGUACAACGAUGCUGCUGGACUACAACCUUUAAGAAAGAUGAGAAAGAGAAUGUCUUGGUUCUUCUGUAUCAAACUGGAGACAUUGAAUUAAGGUCCUUACCAACUUUGGAAGUUUUGGGAGAAAGCUCUUUAAUGUCAAUCUUAAGAUGGAACUUGAAAACCAACAUGGAGAAGACAACAUGUUCAUCAAAUGGAAAAAUUAUUCUGGUCAGUGGGAAUGAAGCUGCUUGUAUAUCACUGUUGAACUGUGAAAAUGAAUUCUGGAUUCCGGAGUAUUUUCCUUGUCUUCACGAUGAAGUCCUUGCGGCUGCAGUAGAUGUUACAACUAGCCUAUCUCCAAACCAAAACGAAAGACAGGGAGCAUCUGCUAUCUUUGCUAAUAUAGGAAAAAACUUUAAAGCUGGAAAAGCGGAUCAGAAUGCAAAUCAAGCAGUUGAUACUAAUAACAAACUGGAAAUUUUGAAACAAUUAUUUUCCAGUCCUCCUUUCUUAAAGCCUUCCUCAGGCACUGAUAUGCAAGAUUCUUUUGUGUUUGACAUAGAUGAAAUUCAGAUUGAUGAACCUGUAGUCUUUUCAUCUCCUCGGAAACACAAUAUUGACCAGAGAGAUAAAGGGAAAGAAACGGACCGACAGAAAUUAUUUGAAGAUACAAGCACUAACUCGAAACCAAGAGUUAGAACGACUGAAGAAAUUAAGGCUAAAUACAGAAAGACGGGGGAUGCCUCGACAGCAGCUGCACUUGCAAGGGAUAAACUUGUUGAGCGGCAAGAAAAACUCCAGAUGCUCAACCAACGUACUGAAGAGUUGCAAAGUGGGGCACAAGACUUUGCAUCCAUGGCAACUGAACUCGCUAAAAGAAUGGAAAAUCGUAAAUGGUGGCAGCUAUGACUUAUGAUUGGUUGCAUGAUUUAUUAUUUUCAUCGAUACGUCCCGGCAUGCUCCUUUCUUGAAGUUCUGGACUGGGGGACUUACCUCACUUUUUGCAAAGGUAGCUACUAGCCCUGAUUCCGUUGCUUAUUUACUGUUUGUAAACAUACCUUGUCUCAGCUCUCAAGUGUUGUUGCUGCUAUUAUUAGUAUUAUCAUGACGCGCAUAUUAAUGUAAUUUGAUUAUUGUGUACAGCACAUUGUCAUUAGACAUUAUUAUAAGCCUCAAUGAGUAGCAUGCCGCAUAAAGCAUAUGAAGGUAAAUUGAGAUUUUAAAAAAAAAAACACUCAAAUGAAUAAAAUGUGAAAGAAUAUAUUUUUUUUCU
Molecule: messenger RNA, 3949 nt
Organism: Abrus precatorius (Indian licorice)
Lineage: Eukaryota; Viridiplantae; Streptophyta; Magnoliopsida; Fabales; Fabaceae
Exons: 24
Coding region: 145-3585 (1146 amino acids)
Biological process (GO): regulation of exocytosis
Cellular component (GO): cytoplasm; plasma membrane
Molecular function (GO): myosin II binding; syntaxin binding; GTPase activator activity
Source: RefSeq, a predicted model, not a curated record